Prorocentrum cordatum is the source of this 628-nucleotide messenger RNA. The record is from the annotation of a GenBank genome assembly. Lineage: Eukaryota; Dinophyceae; Prorocentrales; Prorocentraceae.
AUGACGGCGCUGCGCCCCCGGAUGGCGGACCAGCCUGGGUGGAAGGAGCUCGAGGAGAGAUUCGUCCAGGGGACGCUGCGGCCGAUGGCGGCCUUCCUCGCACAGGCGAACUCCUCCGAGGGCUACUCGCAGGGACUCCGGACGCUGGGGACGUACCACGCCGGGGCCCUGUACACGGGCUGGCUCCUCCAGGAGCUGGGCAUGGAGUACCUGGGCGACGGCGACGACCCUCGCGUGGCGCGCAAGGUGGAGGACCUCCUCGGCUUCUACCUGACACCGCCCGAGCCGAAGUGGCUGCCGGACGGCUACGAGGACGACGACGUGCAGGCGGCGCCCUGCGCUGCUCGAGUUGGUGGAGGUGAAGAGGAGGGUGCAGCCCUCCAGCCACUUCAUCGCGCUGCACCUGUCCGCGGAGCUCGUGCUCGAGGACGAGCGCGUCAAGAUCUGGCGGUCCGUGCCCACGAAGCCGCCCCGCCGCUCGGGCCUCUGCUUCAUCCGCGGGGAGAAGUUCGAGGAGCGCGAAGAAGGGUCUGGCGACGAGGGCGGGAUGUUGCGGACCGCGAGGCUGCGGGACUACAACCGCAAGCACCACGCAGAGGUCACCGCCUUGACGCAGGUCGCCGAGGCG